CUCUCGGCUCAGUCUGUGAGAAAUCGUUGGCGUGUUCGGUUCGUUUGCUUAUCGGAAAGAAAAGUUGAAAAUUCGGAAAUUCAGUUGCUUCUUGGUGCGGGUGGCAGUAAACAGAAAACGCGGAAAACUCUGCGCGCCCCUUCAGAGUUUUUCCAAACUGAAGUGCAGUUGCCAAGAAAAAUAACAAAUAAACGGCUAAGCGCAUCAGUCGUCAAUGGAUAGGCCAAUGUGUUUAUGAUAAAACUUCAACGAAAUUGAAACGUAAUCGGGCGAAAGUUUGCUGGCAAAGUGCGUGCAUAAAAGAGCAAGGAAAUAAAGAGGAGCAGUCGCUUCAAAGGAAGCCAGUUCGACUGUCAGUCAGUCCGUCCGCCAGUCAGUCAGUCAUAUUGGAGGUGAUUUCCCCUUCCUGCAUGAGUUCUGUCAACGAAAUGACAUGCAGCAUCUGUCUAUGUGGCCAUCGGGCCAGGACGUGAUGCUGUGCCGCUGUUAGAGAGGAAACCUCGUUGCCCCGAUGAUGCUAUUUUUAUGAGGCCCCCAGACUAUGACGACGACGGAUGCGUGGCCCCAUGAAAAAUCAAUUAACACGCAAAAUUAUUAAAGACGAAAAACAAAAACGAAAACGAACGAAGCGCGAGUGGUACUUGGGGUUCCGGAUCUAUAAGUCCCCCAGUUCCCUCUCUUCAUCCGAUCAUCCUUUCCAACAACCGACCAACCAUAUAUCUGGUGUAUAUAACUUCAAAGCAGCUGCAACGGAAUGUCGCGCCUCUGUGGAUUAGGAUGGCUGGUAUUGCUCGCCAUAUUGCAAUUGCAAACUGUCGCAGCCAUGAAAGUUUCGCUCUUCGGCGAUGGCUAUGUAUCGAUGCCGCUGCAGGAGGCCAAGAUGUCAACGAACAUUCGCGUCAAGUUUCGCACCAGGCAGGAGAACGCCUUCCUCUUCGUGGCCGCCGGGCGGACCGACUACUGCCUGCUGCGAUUGGAGAACGGUCUGAUCAGUUUUAGCUAUAAAAUCGAACGGGAUGUGGUGCAGUUGCGUUCGCCCAAAAAGCAAAAGCUCAACGAUUUGGAAUGGCACGAUGUGGCGGUGCAGCGGUUCGAGAAUAAUAUCACCUUGCAGGUGGACAGCUAUAUAAUGCGCAAACAGCUCCCAGGUGAUCUCACCGCCCUCAAUAUACAUUUCGGUACAUUUCUUGGAGGCGUUGGGGACUUUUCAGCCGAGUUUUUGAAUGAUGUUAUCGGCUUUCGGGGCUGUAUAUCAGAUGUCUUCUAUAACAACAUCAACAUCAUUAAGAGGGCCAAAGACCGAACGAGUCACACAACUAGUACGGGGGUCACCUGGACUUGCAGCACUGAGUUCGAUGGCUCGAUACAGGAUAGUAUUAGUUUCAUGAAGAACGAUUCCUACUCACUGAUGCUAAAAGAGUCGCAUGCCAUUGGAGAAACACUCUCCUUGCAAUUUCGCACUAUGGCUAGUGCUGGUGUUCUUUUUUUCAACGGCGGCUAUGAUUUUAUAGUCCUCGAAAUACUUGAUGAGCGCUUGAAGGUGACCUUCAACAAGGCCGGCAGCCUGGUGCAGUUCGUAACAGAUGAGCAAGUAUCCGAUGGUAAAUGGCAUAAGGUCUUGCUGCGAUAUAAUGCUGCCAUUGCGGAGCUAAUCCUCGACGAUGCCACGAGUGGUUAUCGUGGAACUCACGCUAAUGAGACCAAGGCGAGCAUAAAUCUCGAGAAGAGCGUCUUCUUUGGCGGCGUUCAGGAGGAGAUGCGCCGCCGGCUCAUCGGCAAGGGAUUGCGAAUAAACGAGAUCAGCUUCAAGGGCUGCAUGCGCGAUAUACGGGUCAAUGAUCUUCCGUUGGGCUUCGCCGAGAUGACCAUCUCGCGUAGCUUGGCCCUUAACUGCCUGUGGCAGUAUCCCUGCAUGGAGUACAAUCCGUGCCUGAAAAGCGGAAUCUGUAGCCAACACGGCGUAGAUGGGUUCAUCUGCUACUGCGAUCAGUCCUACUGCAUUAAGGCCGAUUUUCAGGGCCCUUUUAAGAUCUUCACCGAAACCAGUCCAGAGCUCGAGCUACUCUAUGUCUCUCCCAUGCAGCUAUUAGAAGGUGGCACUUCCUUUCUGUCGCGCCAUUUUAUAGACAUAAUACUCGAUCUCCGUCGCUAUCCCAGCCUCAAUGAACAAUCCAUUAUUUUUCAUGUGGUCCAUCAACCAAAGUAUGGACAACUUUUGCAAUACUCACCUGAAAAUAAGAACUUUGUGCCCUGUCGCACCUUUAAUUUGGUGGAUUUGGACACAGACAAGCUUAAGUAUGUGCACAACGGCCAAGAGAACUUCAACGAUCAUGCUACGUUAGAUAUGCAAGUGUUUGGGGAUGUACACAAAAUACCGGACAAUAUAUUGGGCAAACAUAGGUUCCUAUUACACGCGAAUAUAACACCGAUUAACGAUCCGCCACAAUUAAGACUGAAUUCGCAUAAAAUCCUGCGAGUGAUUGAGGGAAUUGAAAGGGUGUUGGAUGUGGAUUUAUUUAACAUUGAUGAUCCUGAUAGCGAACCUGGAAAUUUGAUCUACACUAUAUUGCCUCCGCAGAAUCCCCAAGAGACCUUUGGUUGCUUUAUAGUUGGAGGUGCGACCACAUCAACCUUUUCCCAGGCAGAUGUGAAUGUGGGAAAAGUUUCGUAUCUAUACAACUCAACAACAACGGAAUCUUUUAGCUAUCAACUGCAGCUACAAGUAUCCGAUGGCAUCGAGACCAGUGAUACGGUAUUUCUCCCAGUUUCAGUUCAUCCUCUGGAGCUUCGAUUGGUCAAUAACACGGGGCUUAUAAUGAUCCACAAGAGCUCUUUGCUGCUCAGUCCGGCAAAUCUUUCAAUUGGAACGAAUGCUGUGGAUGAGCACAUAGACAUUAGAUACGAUAUCGUAAAGGCACCGCAGCAUGGAGUUCUUCAGCGUCUGAGGCAGAUUGAUGGUUCCUGGGUGAACGUGGACUGGUUCAGCGAUAGCCAGCUGCUCCUCGGCCACAUUCGCUAUCUGCACAGCAGCGAUUUCCCUUGGCAAGACGAAUUCAAGUUUAUUGCCUCGUUUGGUUUUGUGACCACGCAAACGUUCGACUUCCGCAUCACAUUCACGCGCCUGCGCAUAACGAGCAACAGACCCUCGCAGAUAUCGAUCAAUGGCAACCGGGAGAUUCUGCUGACCAGCGAUAUACUCUCCUACGAGACCACGCCCAUCGGCAGCUUUCCGCGCAGCGUGAUUUAUAAGAUAACGAAGCCAACUCGCUACGGGGGCAUCUAUGUGGAGGGAUCCCGGAAGGCGGCCAAACAGUUGGACUCCUUUACCCAACAGGAUAUAGAGAAGCGAAGAAUCCGAUACCAAACGCAUCACACCAGCUACUCCAGCUUUACUGAUAAUUUAGAAUUUGUGGUUUCCGUUGCGGAAUGCGAUGAUGUGAUGGGCACUCUGGAGAUUAACUACAGACCCCCCGAGGAGCUAAUCAGCAAGCUGGGCUAUCAAAACCAUGAGGCUCUGCAGGUGCAGGAGGGUGAAAGAGCUCUCAUUACCAAGAAUCAUUUUGGGAUUCGCUUCAACAUCUAUGAGAGUCUGCAGUUUCAGGUUUCCUCGAGUCCAGAACAUGGUGUUAUAUGCAAAUACGAUGAGCAGACGGGUCUCACAACCCCUGUGGAAAUGUUUACUUUGGAACAACUAUUCCGAAAUGACAUAUACUACUGUCAUGAUGAUACUGAAUCCACCAGGGACACGUUUGAGUUGCUCAUCCUCUCGGGCGACGAAACAGAUCUUCAGUUUGUCUCCAAUAUGGAAGUGCACAUUAAGCUGGUCAACGAUAACGAACCUUAUCGCACUGCCAUUGAGCGAGUUUUCCAUGUGGUGAGGAAUGGCAUAAGGACCCUAAAUCCCACAGUGCUCCAAUAUCUGGAUGCUGAUGUUAAUACCAACCAAACGGAUAUCCACUAUAUCCAUGUAUCCAGUACCAAUGGAGCCUUUUACAAGAGUGGUCACUACAUCGACAGCUUCACUCAAGAUGAUAUUUCGAACAGGAGGAUUAUGUUCCAGCAUACUGGUGCGGAUUCUGGAACGGCUUCUUUUAUUGUCACUGAUCGUGAGCACGAGGUUAAUGGUUUGCUAGAAAUUCGUGCUUCCGAUCCCUUCGUCUCCAUGAUGGCCACUAAUGCCUCCAUUGUUCAAGAGGGUAAAUUUGUGGUUCUCAAAAACAAGGAUUUCAUUUUGGAAACCAAUUUGGAUAUGAAACUGGAUGAAAUCUACUACGAAGUGAUUAAACCUCCUUCGUAUGGUAUACUCAUGUACUUGAGUAGGGCAAAUGAGGGGGAGAAUGGCACCACCAUCUAUAAGGCCACAAAUUAUACAUCCCUGAGCAAUUUCACCCACUUGGAUAUUGAACGGGAGAGAUUGGUUUAUUGGAACACGGAAAUUGCCUCGAUGGAUAAAGUUAGAUAUCGGGUCCAUAUCAAGAACAUAACAGCUGAAGGAGAGGUGAUGUUCCGGAUUUAUCCUUCUGCCUAUUGGGAACCCCUUCAAGUCAAACAGAACCACACACUUUAUGUGGAGGAAUCCACAAGUGUGCUAAUCUCUAGAGAUGUCUUAGAGGUGGUUCAUCCGAAUAUUUCUCCAGGAGACAUUACCUUUUUAGUUACAACUUCCCCCAUGCAUGGCUAUUUGGAAAUGCAAUCCAUGUCCUUCGAUGACGAAUACAACUGCAAGGUGUUCGAUCAGUCUUCCGUGAACACUGAAAAAAUGUUCUAUAUACAAGCAGGAGUCAAUCAAUCUACGGAUUAUUUUGUAUUUGAUGUUACCAAUGGCAUAACCUGGCUAAGACAACUGAUGAUAAAAAUCGUAAUAAUACCAGAAAAGCUAUAUAUGCACUCGAAUAUUAUUUCAGUAGUAGAGGGAAAGACUGUGCAACUCAAUCCUACGGAUAUUCAACCCUAUUCCGAGUACUAUCGGGGAAAGAUAUUGGAGUACAUAGUAACUAUUACCCCGAAUUCCGGACACAUAUUAGCUGGGAAUUCCAAGGUCAAAAGGUUUACCCAAAAGCAACUUGAACAGGGUAAUAUACAGUAUGUGCAUAAUGGAAGUGAAAAUGCCACCGAUACCAUAACUUUGGUGGCCAUGGCCAGAAACAAGGAGAGUGUUCCCUUCGAGCUGGAGCUCGCUGUGGUUCAAGUGAACGAUGAGGAGCCCAUGAUGGUCACCAAUACUGGACUUCAGGUGUGGAACGGUGGACGCUAUGUCAUUAAGAAUACUGAUCUGUUGGCUCAAGAUUAUGAUACUCCACCGGAAAACCUCACCUUUGUUGUGCACCACAUAUACGGCGGUUAUUUGGCUAGGAAAUCAGCGCCCAAUCAAAAAAUAGAGCAGUUUACCCAGGCUCAAAUAAACCUUGAGGAAAUAUAUUUCAUGCAUGACUCCAACUCCAGAAGAAAUGAACUAUCAUUUGUGGUGACUGAUGGAUUAUUCAACACCACCACUCAGAUGCUGAACAUUGAGAUUAAGCCCAUUGAAAUUCUGGCCGAGCACAAUGAAAAUCUGCAUGUUUUUCCUUUAACCAAGAAACAAAUUCUGCGUGAUUACCUUCACUUUAAGUGUUCCGAUGAGGAGAGGGAAAUACGUUACAACAUAACAGUUCCACCAAGUCUGGGACGCAUAGUUAACGAGUUUAUUGAUAAUGGUUUCACGAAAGAAGUUAACGAAUUUACACAAAACGAUGUGGAUAAUGGUCAUAUAUUCUACGAACACACAGCUGUUAUCAUGGAAUUUAGGACCAAUGAUUCAUUUUACUUCGAUGUGGUGGCUGAAAGAAGUGAUCGCUUGUUGAAUCAGAAGUUCAAUAUAGAGAUAUCAGUGUCAUCUGGAGGUUUAUUGAGAUUCCUGCCUGUUAAUAAGCUAAACGUCGAUGAAGGUGGUUCGGUGCCUAUAAAGCUUGAUUUUUCAAAGAUUUUAGAAUAUCUCAAAACGAAAGCUGGGAUAAAUAAUCCUGAGUUGUUUAUAGAAGCCAUUCAAAAACCCACACAUGGUAAUAUAGGUCUGGGUCAUGAAUUCAAACAUAUGCAGAGAUAUCACCCAAGUGACUUCUUUACAAAGAAGGUCUACUACAUACAUGAUCAUUCAGAUACAUUGGAGGAUACCCUACUCAUGUCGGUUUACCUGACUCAAGGGAACAUUUUCCUGUGCAAUUUGACAAUACCAGUGUCCAUCAAUCCCAUUAACGAUCAGCCCUUCCAUCUGAUCACCCACCUGCCGCAAAUGACAGUAGUUGAGGGUGAGAAUCGGACUAUAACCAGGAAUGAUUUGCUAACCGAAGAUGCGGAUACACCACCUGAGGAAAUAAUAUACGAUGUGAUGAGUGGUCCUACUUUGGGAGUGCUUAAGAAGAUCACAAACGAUGGACAAACCGAGGAUCUUUUGGCUUUCUCGAAUCAGUUUACCCAAGCGGAUAUCAAUAACGAUCGAAUUAUAUAUGUACACUUUGGGAUGCCGCAGUCUACGACAUUUUGCUUCACUGUAUCCGACGGGCAGUCAAAUCCUGCCUAUGAAAUAUUCACCAUCAAAAUAGCAUCUAUAAGCUUGCAACCUUCAGCGGUACAAAUUCCUGUAAGGGUUCAGCAAGGAGCCACAACAUCCCCAAUGAAACUGGAUCAUAUUGGAGUGACCACCAAUGUUCAUAUGGAAAGGCUGUCAUAUAACAUUACAAACUCGCCACUUUAUGGUAUUAUAGUCUUCAAGCAUCAGCCAACUUUGAGGUUCACUCAGCAGCAGUUGGAAACAUCACAGAUAAGCUAUAUGCAAACGGAUCUUAAUCGAUCCAAUGACACCUUUCAGGUGAGUGCCUAUGUUCCGGGCACCAAUUACGUAGCCCAAGUGGAUGUAGUCAUGGAAGUGGAGCCUGUAAUACAAAUCAACAAUAUCGAAAUGAAGGAAGCUGAUCCAGCAGGUGGUAAAAUAAGGCUCAUCACCUCUUUGGACAACGAUAAUCCUCUGUCCCUGAAGCUCAACAAAUUUAAUCCAAAGUUUGUGAUCACAAGGAUGCCAUCGACUGGACAAAUCAGAAAGAUAAUCCGAAGUACAGGUCUCGCAACUGAUGGCCAGAAUGAAAGAUCCACGAACUUAUUCUCCUACAAAGAGCUACGAAGUGGUGUCGUCUACUUUGUGCCCCAUGAAUCUGUUGAGGAAACUGAAGCGGAUAAUGAUAGCUUUGAUUACCAACUGCUUAUAAAGACAGUACAACCUGCACAGGCCACAGUUUCGAUUGAGUAUAGAAGUCGGGUUGAAGAGACGGAAACAGUUCACUUGGGAAAUGCAGGGUUGUCCAUUAACUACCUAGCCAUUGGAUGUGCCAUAUUUAUAGUGUUGAUAUGCCUACUCAUCGUGCUGUUAAUAUUGAAAAUCAGAAAGCUGAGAAAGCACAAAGCAGAUAUAUCCAAGGAUCAGCCGCCGGCGUUGCCCUGUCCACCAGAUUUGACAUCAGUGAGUCCGCAGCACCACCUGCACCAUCAUCAUAGCCAUCAUUAUGCAAGUUCCGAGGCGGAUUCAGUGCCUGCAACAGGAAAUUCAACACCAUUACCGGGUUUCAGUAAUAUUCCUCAUUGCAAGAUCAUACCCGUGGAGUCCUAUAAGCAUGAGUUUCCCGACUACGAUCCGGAUGAGGAAGAGACGGACGAUCAGUGCGAUCCGCAGCAGAUGAUGCUGCCACAGAGAUAUAAUCCCUAUCAUCUCGAACAUGAUGCCUGGAGUUCGUCCUGCGAUAUGCCAAAUGAUUUUGCUGGCUAUGCCUCUGUGCCACAAAGUAUUUCCGGAUCGGUCAGUUCACCGCCCUCGGCUCCGCCUACAAAUCCACUGUUAAGGCGGAAUCAGUAUUGGGUCUGAGUUAUUUAGCCGGAAAUAACUUAACAAAAUGGGAUCAAAAUAAUGUUGUUUUCCGAUUGGAUCGUAAUUAGUCCUAGAUUAUUUAUUUAAGUUUAAGAUUACGUUUAAGGCUGAUUUAUGAGAUUCGUUAGGAAAAGUGAAGCAUUUUAUACACGAAAACAUUAAUUAUAGUAUGUUAACAAGCAUACAUACAUAUCUGGCGUGUCAUAUACAAACGAUUAGAAAAUAAGGACGAAAACAAGAGUUAUACUCAAAAAGCCAACUUAACUUAGACUUAGAAUUGUGUUUGCCAACGUGGAAUACUUUUUUACAAUAAAUGACAAUAUCUUUAAGAAAA
This is a messenger RNA of Drosophila eugracilis, 8225 nucleotides long. RefSeq names its product chondroitin sulfate proteoglycan 4 (gene kon). NCBI's taxonomy places the organism in Eukaryota, Metazoa, Arthropoda, Insecta, Diptera, Drosophilidae. The record is from RefSeq and is a predicted model, not a curated record.